This is a messenger RNA of Silurus meridionalis, 12987 nucleotides long. RefSeq names its product zinc finger homeobox 3b (gene zfhx3b). Gene Ontology annotation, cellular component: nucleus. NCBI's taxonomy places the organism in Eukaryota, Metazoa, Chordata, Actinopteri, Siluriformes, Siluridae. The record is from RefSeq and is a predicted model, not a curated record. The transcript is spliced from 13 exons. Gene Ontology annotation, biological process: regulation of transcription by RNA polymerase II; brain development; regulation of neuron differentiation. The coding region runs from base 677 to 12205 and encodes 3842 amino acids. Gene Ontology annotation, molecular function: DNA-binding transcription factor activity, RNA polymerase II-specific; zinc ion binding; RNA polymerase II cis-regulatory region sequence-specific DNA binding.
AGCCGGUAGCGCUCCACUAGUGUAGCCACAGCAGCAGCAGCAGCAGCCUGGAGGAAAAGUGAGGAGUGGACGUGAAAGAAAGAGAGGAAAGAAAGAAAGAAAGAAAGAAAGUGCUUUAAACCAGUGGAGGAUUCACAUGCAGUUCUUCUGAGCUGGACUGGAUUCGAGAGAGAAGACACUUCAGCACCGUGGACCUUCAGCUGUCUUGUGGCCUGCCGGUGGCGCUAUCAAAGAGUGGAAAAGCUUUUUUUUCUCCACAUACUGUGGAUUCUCCAAAACCAAAAUCCCAGUGACUGGGCCUCAUAGGUGUGAAAAUCUCUGGAAAUACCUGGAAUUGUAGGAGCAUCUUCACUCCAAGCCCUUGCCCAGGGACUUCCUUAAAGUGUCCAGGCACUGGAUCUCGAAAGCUUUAUUUUCUGCAUAUACCAAUAGAAACAUUGAAACAAACACUGUAGCUUUAACGGUGGUGAAAGCUUUGGCUGGCCCCUGAACCAAUACCUUUUGCCGUGACUGUGAGGGUUGUGACCUUUCUGACUCCCGCUUCAAACGGACACUUGAAAAAGAAGAUCGCAGUCAGAGAGGAGCUUCCGAACCGCAGUGAAUCAAACCAAAAAAAAACAAAAAAAAAAAAACACAUCAGGCUUGGAUGCGAUGAACGCCUCAUGUAGGCAUCAGCAUGGAAAGCUGUGAGUCUCCCGUGGUUUCUGGGACAGACGAUGGGCUCAGCUCCUCAACCACCUCCCAGCAGCCUCAGCAGCAUCCUCCUCAACCCUGGAACGAUCGCUCUAGUGCACAGGUCACUCCCAGCAACCACCCCUCUUCCUUGGAUCCCCUGUCUCUCUCAGCUCAGCUUCAGAGUCCCAGCACGACUCGUGAGGUUGUGAGAGAACAGAAACAGCAGCAGCAGCAAACACGGGCCCCUUCCCAGGCUGCUAGUGACAGCUCCACCAGCAGCCAACUACACCCUAGACGAGAAGGGUUGAAGGAGGAGCAGGAAGCAGGGAGCUGUGGAGAGGACGACGAAGACUUGGAUGACUUGGACGAUAUGGAGAUUGACAACUGUUUUCCAAGUUUGCAGCCCUUCCCCGGCAUUCCUAUAGCUCCAGUAGGAGGGGGCAUGCCCACUCUCAUGCGGCAACAGCCCAUCCAGCGGAGGGAUGCUAUGGAAAGUGGGAGUGAAGAAGGAGAGGAAGAGGAGGAAGAGGAGACCAGUGAUGUGGAAAACCUAGCUGGCGAAAUUGUCUACCAGCCUGAUGGCUCAGCUUACAUUGUGGAAAGCCUAAGCCAGCUGAUCCAAAGUGAUGGAGGCAUGACAUCGACCUUGCUUCCAUCAAAUUUUCUCUCUGGCAGUGUUAAACAAGGUGAAGCUCCUGGAACCUCCUCAUCAGUUUACCCUCAGAUCAUCAACACGUUCCACAUAGCCUCAUCUUUUGGAAAGUGGUUUGGCUCCUCAGACCAAGGUUUCCCCAAUACCUCAACCCCAGCAGGCCACAGUCCUGUACUGCACAGUUUCCGCGUUUUUGACGUGCGGCACAAAAGCAACAAGGAUUAUCUAAACAGCGAUGGGUCUGCCAAGAAAUCAUGUGUAUCCAAAGAUGUUCCUAACAAUGUGGAUUUCUCUAAAUUUGAUGGGCUAGCCCUUUAUGGUAAAGGCAAGCCCAUUCUCAUGUGUUUUCUCUGCAAACUGUCCUUUGGUUAUGCUCGUUCCUUUGCUACUCACGCUGUCCAUGAUCAUCGUAUGACCUUGUGUGAGGAUGAGCGUAGGAUUUUGGGCCACAAGCAUGCAUCUGCCAUUAUACAGGGCAUUGGUAAAGACAAAGAGCCCCUAAUUAGCUUCCUGGAACCAAAAAACAAAAGCUGUCCUUCACCACCCAACUUAGUGCCCAUGAACUCAGGCCAGAGCUUCUUUGGCACAUUCAGUGGAGUCCAUUUAGAGUCGGGGAGCAAUAGUGGAGAAGGUGAAAGACUCCUUAACAAAGACUCUGAUUCUGGUCUUCAGCAACAAGCCCUACUCACCCUGGGAGGCCUUGGAAGUCCCAAGAUACCGUCUCUUACCUCAACCCCAGGUCCUGCCAAAGACUCCAUUACCCUGCCCAAGGCUCAGAGAGGGAGAACAGAGGGGCCUGUGGGGAAAGAGGGAUCUCAGAGAAGGGAAAAUAGGGACAUGGAGCCCUAUGAAAGCAAAACUCUAAUUCAUGGUGAUGAGGUGGCUUCUGAGGAAGAGGAGGAACUUCUUUUAGAAGAAGAGGAGGAUGACAUGGGGGACGACGGCACUGCAUUGGCCUGUGGUGGCAGUAGCAGCAGUGGUGGUGGACAGGUCGGGGAACCAGCUGUCUCAAACCAAAGUAUUUCCAAAUCUCCUUUAUUAAUGCCUAGUAGCGCUCUUCAGCCUUCUGCCUGUCCCUCUGCAGCCAGCCCCACACUUAACAGAAAAGUCCCAGCUUCCAUGUGCUCUUCUUCUGUCAGGGGAUCAGAAGAGGGAAUGGCUGUAGAUGGUGGAGGGAGGUCUUCAGAGAUCCCACUGAGCUUUAACUGCCAGGGGCCCACUGUCCCCAUGGCAAUGGCAGCAGCCACCAGAAGAGGAGGUGAGGAGGAUGGAGCCGCAUGCUCCUCAGCAGGGACUUCCUCCCCUCUUGCCUCCAACACUGCUGCUGAUGAAAGUGCCAAUCGAGAUAGUGCCACAGCUCCUGAACCAAAUGAAUGCCUGGCAGAGGGAGAUGAUGACAGUGGUGCUCACCUGCACCACCUCCACCACCAUCACCACCACCUUCAUCCUUCACCACACUCCCACCUCAAUUCCCAGCAUGCAGGAACCUGUGACAUUACUGGGGUGGGAGAGUGCACCCAGAACCAUGGGGCUGGGGCAAGUGGAGGAAAUGGAGUUGAGUGCCCUAAAUGUGACACUGUCCUGGGCUCCUCACGCUCGCUGGGUGGCCAUAUGACGAUGAUGCAUUCACGCAACUCUUGCAAGACACUGAAGUGUCCCAAGUGCAACUGGCAUUACAAGUACCAGCAAACCCUGGAGGCCCACAUGAAGGAGAAGCACCCAGACUCUGGGAACUCCUGUGUGUACUGCAGCAGUGGACAGAGUCAUCCACGUCUGGCUCGGGGUGAGAGCUACACCUGUGGCUACAAACCCUUUCGUUGUGAAGUUUGCAAUUACUCCACCACCACAAAGGGCAAUCUGAGCAUCCAUAUGCAGUCAGAUAAGCAUCUCAACAAUAUGCAGACCCUGCAGAAUGGAGGCUCUAUCCCCACAGCCAAUGAGCAGGUGUUUGGGCAUACACCUGGUGGCGUGGUGUCUGUUCCAUCGGCAACCCAGGCCAGCAGUCACCACCCAAGCCACCACCAUCAUCCGGCACAGUCGUCCACUCACAUAGCUGGUCCUUGUGGAGCUCCUUCACCCACCAAGCCCAAAAGCAAACCCACUUGGCGCUGCGAGGUGUGUGACUACGAGACCAAUGUGGCUCGCAACCUACGCAUCCAUAUGACUAGUGAGAAGCACAUGCACAACAUGAUGCUGCUUCAGCAGAAUGUCACCCAGAUGCAACAUGGCCGUCUAGGUCUGGGCGCUAUGCACUCCCCCUCUGAGGCAGAGCUUUACCAAUACUACCUGACCCAAAACAUGAGCCUGCCUCCAGGCCUGAAGAUGGAUCCUACUGGAGCCGAUGCCCAAUUCUUAAUAGGAGGAUUUCACCUGGAUCCUAGUAUGGCUUCCUUGGCUCCAGCACUAGUAGGAGGGGACAUUCCCAUGGACGUACGUCUGGGUGGAGGGCAGCUGGUAUCCGAGGAGCUGAUGACCCUGGGUGAGAGUCUGUCGCAGACCACAGACCCAUCGCUUAAGCUCUUCCAGUGCGCCGUGUGCAACCGGUUUACCACUGACAACUUGGACAUGCUUGGCUUGCACAUGGGUGCUGAGCGCACUCUGCCCGAGGACGAGUGGAAGGCUGUAGUGGGCGACUCCCACCAGUGCAAGCUGUGCUGCUACACCACCCAGCUGAAGGCUAAUUUUCAGCUGCACUGCAAGACUGACAAGCAUGUGCAAAAGUACCAGCUCGUGGCUCACAUUAAGGAGGGUGGCAAGGGGAAUGAGUGGCGCUUAAAAUGCGUGGCCAUCGGGAACCCAGUUCACCUCAAGUGCAAUGCCUGUGACUACUACACCAACAGCUUGGAGAAGCUGCGCAUGCACACUGUCAAUUCCCGCCAUGAGGCCAGCCUCAAGCUUUACAAGCACCUGCAGCAGCAUGAGAGUGCGGUGGAGGGUGAGGCCUGCUACUACCACUGCGUCUUGUGUAACUAUUCCACCAAGGCCAAGCUCAACCUUAUCCAGCACGUGCGCUCCAUGAAGCACCAGCGCAGCGAAAGCCUGCGCAAGCUGCAGCGUCUGCAGAAAGGACUGCCGGAGGAGGAGGAGGACCUGAGCGCCAUCUUCACCAUACGCAAGUGCCCCUCUGCUGAUAUCGGCGAGCUGAGUGAGGAUGUGGAGGCUGCCAGCGAGACCACCACAGACCAGGAGGACCAAACCAAAGACAGAGAGUGUGGGGGGGAGAAAGAGCUCACCAAAGGGACAGCUGCAGGAUCCAGCCUGUCAGAGAGAGAUCAGACGGAGUCACCGGUUCCCUCCAAACGACCUCCAUCAGUGUCCGGGGCUUCAGAGAGCUCCGUCUCUUCCAAGCGUCCCCGGACGUCUGAGAAGAGCACUGGAGAGCAGAUGUACCAGUGCCCCUACUGUAAGUUCACCAACACAGAUCUGAACCGACUGAGGAUGCACGUGAUGACCCAGCACUCAGUGCAGCCCAUGCUGCGAUGCCCGCUGUGCCAGGACACGCUAAACAACAAGGUCCACCUGCAGUUCCACCUCACGCACCUCCACAGUGUGGCACCGGACUGCGUCGACAAGCUCAUAGCCACUGUGGCAACAUCAGAGGUUUUGCCAGCAAGCAUGUUUAUACCAGUCCCUGGACCGGAGAAAGAUUCUCAAAACACACCCCAAUCCUUGUCUAACUCAACUUCUGAAGAUACAAAGAAACAAACAGAUGCUACAGAUGUUGAAGCUGAUAAAGGAAUUUCACUGGUCUCAGACAUAAUCGAAUCUCGCAAAUCACCUCUUGAAGAUCAACAUCCUGCAAGAGAUGAAACUACUGGUUUCCUUUGCUGGAAAAAGGGCUGUAAUCAAGUAUUUAAAUCGUCCAAUGCUCUCCAGGUGCACUUCAAUGAGGUCCAUAACAAAAGGCCACAACUCCCUGUUUCUGAUCGCCAUGUUUACAAGUACCGUUGCAACCAGUGCAGUUUGGCAUUCAAGACAAUUGAGAAAUUGCAGUUGCAUUCCCAAUACCAUGUCAUCAGAGCAGCCACCAUGUGUUGUCUUUGUCAGCGGAGUUUCAGGACACUACAGGCCUUGAAAAAACACCUGGAGUCCAGUCACCUUGAGCUGAGUGAAGCUGAUCUUCAGCAACUCUAUGGUGGCUUGCUAAUGAAUGGAGACCUCAUGGUUAUCGGUGACCCUUCACUUGGAGAGGACCAUGGAGGACUCAUUGAAGAUGAAAAAGAAGGAGAGGACAGUGAUCCAGACGAGAAACAGAGUCCAACUGGCAGUGACUCUGGAUCAUUACAAGAGGAUUCUGGAUCUGAGCCCAAGCGAGCGCUGCCGUUUAGGAAAGGUCCCAAUUUCACCAUGGAGAAGUUCUUAGACCCUUCUCGUCCUUUUAAGUGUACAGUCUGCAAAGAGUCUUUUACCCAGAAGAAUAUUUUACUGGUACAUUAUAACUCUGUGUCGCACUUGCAUAAGGUCAAACGGGCUCUGCAGGAAUCCACUACAGGUCAACCAGAACCAACCAGCAGUCCUGAUAAUAAGCCCUUCAAAUGCAGCACUUGCAAUGUUGCAUACAGUCAAAGCUCUACACUGGAGAUUCAUAUGCGCUCUGUCCUGCACCAGACUAAAGCCAGGGCGGCCAAACUUGAAGCAGCAGGUGGAGGCUCCAGUUCGGUCAGCAGUGGCGGUUUAAGUGGAGGCACUUCAAAUAGCACUCCUACUCCCAGCCCUAUCCCAUCAUCUAACUCAACAACCAGCUCAAACAACAACAGCUGCUCUCCAGCAGGGGUUCAGACAGCACAGAGCAUCCUGGGAGGAAACCAGCUUAGUCAGUCCCAGAACCUUGAGUCCAUGUCUAACUCAACUUCUCAUCCUCCUUCUUCUGAGUCCCAUGAGGUGAAAAAAAAGAAAUUUGCAGACAUGCUGUCCUCAAGAGGUCACCAGCAACUCCAACAGCAGCAACAGUUGGCACAAGCUCAAGCGCAAGCCCAGGCCCAACUUCAGCAGGAGCUCCAACAGCAAGCUGCCCUUAUUCAGUCCCAGCUGUUCAACCCACUUCUCCAGCACUUCCCAAUGACAGCAGAUGCACUUUUGCCCCUUCAGCAGCAACAGCUUCUGUUUCCUUUCUAUAUCCCUGGGGCAGAAUUCCAGCUGAAUCCAGAAAUGGGCUUGAGCAGUUCUUCAAUGAACCUAAGUGGCUCUGCUGCUUCUUUGUUGGAGGAGCAGAAGAACCAGGCCCAGCAGGCCCAACAGAGCUGCCUACAACAGCAACUGAUGCAUCAUCACCUUCAGCAACAGCACCAAGCCCACUCCCACUCCCAGGCAUCAAGCCAAAUGGCAUUACUUCAGCAGAGUGCAUCUCUCUCACACCCUGUAGAAAAAAAACCAAAGUCGCUUGUUCCUCAUAGUGAGAAGGACAGAGAUCUGCCAAAGGAUAAAGAAAUUAAUGAUAAAUCAGAAGAUCAUAAUCCAAAGGAUAUCCCAGACAAUUUAAAGUCCAAAGAAAAGAAAGAUAUACCACAGACUAUUGCUAAUUUGAAUCAGGACAAUGGAUGCCUUCCACCAAGGAUUGCAUCAGAUGCUCGUGGUAAUGCCACCAAAGUGCUAUUGGAGAAUUUUGGAUUUGAAUUGGUGAUUCAGUACAAUGAAAAUAAACAGAAAGCUCAGAGAAAGCCCACAGGAUCUGUGUCUGGAUCAACUGCCACAGGUGGUAUCACUAGAGUUGUGGACCCUGUUGAGGGACUGGAGAAAUUGGAAUGUGAAGCCUGUGGAAAGCUCUUUUCCAACAUAUUAAUACUAAAAAGUCACCAGGAGCAUAUCCAUCAGGCCUUCUUUCCAUUUAGAUCACUAGAAAGGUUUGCUAAAGAGUACAGAGAACAGUAUGACAAGCUGUACCCACUAAGACCACAAACACCUGAGACUGCUCCUCCCCCACCACCACCUCCUCCUCCCCCGCCACCUCCACCUCCUCCACAGAGAGUACCGACACCAAAUAUACCUGUCUCUGCCCCCGCAAUCACUCCACCAACUGCUUCAACUCCACAGCCUCAAGGUCCACUACCUCAGAUUUCAAUGCCUAUGGAUCUUCCUCUUUUCUCUCCACUCAUGAUGCAGCCAAUGUCACUCCAGUCAUUACCUUCUCAAAUUCCUGCACAGUUACAAGCUGUUGAACCUGGUUUAGCCAGUGACCUUGCACAACUAUACCAGCAGCAGCUCACACCUGCUAUGUUGCAGCAGCAGAAUAAGAGGCCUCGCACCCGUAUUACAGAUGACCAGCUAAGGGUUCUAAGGCAGUAUUUUGACAUAAACAAUUCACCUAAUGAGGAACAAAUAAAAGAAAUGGCAGACAAGUCAGGACUUCCACAAAAAGUCAUUAAGCACUGGUUUCGGAAUACACUCUUCAAAGAACGACAGCGCAACAAAGACUCACCUUAUAAUUUCAACAAUCCCCCAAUCACUACUCUGGAGGAUGUCAAAAUUGACUCUAAGCCACCUUCCCCUGAACCCCAAAGACCAGAGUCCUAUGGCAGUAAAAGGUCCUCAAGGACACGAUUCACAGACUACCAGCUUAGAGUACUACAGGAUUUCUUCGAUGCUAAUGCAUACCCUAAAGAUGAUGAAUUUGAGCAACUGUCCAAUCUUUUGAGCCUACCAACUAGGGUCAUUGUUGUUUGGUUUCAGAAUGCCAGGCAAAAAGCUCGGAAAAAUUAUGAGAACCAGGGAGAUGGAGUAAAAGAUGGCGAGCGGCGUGAGCUUUCCAAUGACCGAUACAUUCGCACUACUAACUUGAACUAUCAGUGCAAGAAGUGCAGUCUGGUCUUCCAACGGAUAUUUGAUCUCAUUAAACAUCAAAAGAAGCUUUGCUACAAAGAUGAGGAUGAGGAAGGGCAAUAUGACAGUCAAAAUGAAGACUCUGUUGAUCUCUCACAUGAAUACUUUUCAUUGUCUGGGUCAUCAGGGCACACACCAAUGUCAUCAUCCUCAAGCCUCUGCCCUCUUCCACCUUCAUCCACUUCAUUUUCUCAUAUAACAUCAUCUGAGAAGGUAGACUGUAUAUCCACAAGUACAUCAAACACUUUUGAUGAGAAACCCAAAAACUCUGCAGAACCAUCUCUGGGUCCUAGAGAACAGUCUUUGAAACAGGAAAGCAGUCAGCCAGCAGAUAUUCCACAGCAAAAAGCACCACGAGAGGAGAAUGUUCAACUUACCCCAAAGAAUGCAAAGCUUUCUUCACCUUCUCUCUCUCAACAGCAACAACAUAGUGCUGCAUCAGCCUCUGCUUCUCAUACCAGCCAAACCCCCUCCCAAAGUUCUCUCAUGGCUCUUAAUUCCCAUUUAGCCUCACAGCAGCAGCUGGCCCAGCAAAUGAUUCCCUACCAGUGUGAGCAGUGUAAACUUGCGUUUCCUUCAUUUGAGCACUGGCAAGAACACCAGCAGCUUCACUUCCUGAGCGUUCAAAACCAAUUUAUUCAUCCACAGUUCUUGGACCGCCCAAUGGACAUGCCUUUCAUGUUGUUUGACCCCAGCAAUCCUUUGCUAGCUAGCCAGCUCCUAGCAGGAGCAUUGCCACAAAUACCAAGCAGCUCGGCCACCUCUCCAUCAACACCUACAUCCACCAUGAACUCUUUAAAGAGAAAGCUGGAAGAAAAAGCUGGCACUAGUCCUGGGGAAAACGAUAGUACUAACAGUGGCGAAGAACCACAAAGAGACAAACGCCUACGAACCACUAUUACACCAGAGCAGCUUGAGAUCCUCUACCAGAAGUAUUUACUAGACUCUAACCCCACCCGAAAGAUGCUUGACCAUAUUGCUCAUGAGGUGGGGCUCAAGAAACGGGUGGUGCAAGUAUGGUUCCAAAACACUAGGGCAAGAGAAAGAAAAGGACAGUUUCGGGCUGUCGGACCAGCUCAAGCCCAUCGCCGCUGCCCCUUCUGUCGUGCCCUCUUUAAAGCUAAAACUGCCCUCGAAGCCCACAUUCGUUCACGUCACUGGCAUGAAGCAAAGCGCGCUGGUUACAACAUAACACUUACCGGUUUGCUAUCUGAACAAGAUGGUAUGCACUUAAAGAUGGAUCCUCAGGAUAUUGCUAACUUCUCUCAUAUUGGUUCUUCUAAUAAUGAUGGCCACUGCUCAUCUCUGUCACCUGUGAGUAAAACUAUGGACUUGUCUCCCAGGGCACUCCUAAGUCCAACAUCAAUUAAGGUUGAGGGAAUGGAGGAGUUUGAAAGCCCAACCAUGUCAUCAGUAAACAUUAGUUUUGAUCAGAGCAAGCUUGAUAAUGAUGAUUGUUCUUCUGUGAACACUGCAAUUACAGACACCACUACUGGUGAUGAGGCAAAUGCAGACAAUGACAAUACUGAUAUGAAGCACAGCCACAACAGUGGAGAUUUCUUGUCCAAGGCUGGAGGAUCAGUCCCAUCUCUUGAGAAUGAUGAUCAGAUGUCUUCAGGACUAGUGAGCCCAGCGACAAGUUAUUAUGCAAAAGACUUUGAAAAUGAAAACAUGGUGGAUUAUAGUGAAACAUCUAGUCUGGCUGAUCCCUGCUCACCAAGCCCUGGUGCAUCCGGAAGUAGAAGUAUUGACAGUGGAGACAGGCCAGGCCAAAAGCGCUUUCGAACUCAGAUGACUAACCUCCAGUUGAAAGUCCUUAAGUCCUGCUUUAGUGAUUAUAGGACUCCUACAAUGUUGGAGUGUGAGGUACUCGGCAAUGAUAUUGGACUCCCAAAAAGAGUUGUACAGGUCUGGUUCCAGAAUGCUCGUGCUAAAGAAAAGAAAGCUAAGCUCAGUAUGGCUAAGCACUUUGGAAUCAACCAGACUUCUUAUGAGGGGCCUAAGACGGAGUGCACAUUGUGUGGUGUAAAAUACAGUGCACGUCUAUCAGUGCGGGACCACAUCUUUUCCCAGCAACACAUAUCCAAGGUGAAGGAAACUAUUGGAAGCCAGCUUGACAAAGAGAAAGAGUACUUUGACCCAGCCACUGUUCGUCAGCUAAUGGCCCAGCAAGAGAUGGAUCGCAUCAAGAAAGCCAAUGAAGUUCUUGGUCUGGCACAACAGCAAGCCAUGCAGCAGCAAGGGAUGUUUGACAGUCCAGCCUUGCAAGCCCUCAAUUUGCAGUCAGCCUAUCCGAAUCUGCAAGGAAUACCCCCGGUUCUUCUGCCAGGGGUUGGGAGCCCUUCCCUUCCAGGUUUUAACUCAACCAACUCAGCUUUAACCCCUCCAAAACCACCAAACAUUAUGAACAUGUCCGGUGCCAGUGUACCUUCACCCAGUCUCCCCACAUCUGGAUUGCCCAACAAGAUCCCUUCUUCUUCCUCCCUGGCCUCACCCAGCCCAUCUCAGGCUAGCACUUCUGUUGCUCACUCAACUACUACUACCACCACACCAACAUCAAACUCCCUGACCAACCAAUUAGGUCCUGAGAAAACUGAGAAAGCCAGGGAGAAAGAAAAGCCCAAGAAGCUCUCCACACCAUCUUCAACUGCGGGCACUCCUGCUCCCUCCACUUCUGCUGCCAGUGCCAAGAAAGAAAAACCAGAUACAGCUGUUCCAGCCACCUCAAUGCCAACUCCUGGCAUGGAAUAUGUGGUUGAUCCUGCUCAGCUUCAGGCUUUGCAGGCUGCUUUAGCAUCUGAUCCAACAGCACUGCUUACCAGCCAGUUCCUGCCCUACUUUAUGCCAGGUUUCUCUCCAUAUUAUGCCCCUCAGAUUCCAGGAGCUCUUCAGGGUGGAUACCUUCAGCCUAUGUAUGGUAUGGAAAGUCUUUUCCCCUACAACCCAGCUUUAUCACAAGCCUUGAUGGGGUUAUCACCAGGAUCACUGCUCCAGCAUUACCAGCAAUAUCAACAGAGCCUGCAGGAAGCACUUCAGCAGCAACAGCGACAGCUUCAGCAAAUCCAGCAACCGAAAGCAAGCCAAACCCCAGCUUCUUCGCAGCCUUCGGUGGACCGCAAAGAUUCUGCCAAAGAUCAAGUAAAAACAGAGGAAAAGAAGGGCACUCUCGCAGUUGAUACCUCUUCGCAUAAUAACUUACCCCCUGAGCAGCAUGAAGUGGAUGGUAAAGGUGUAGACCCCCUUCUUGACCAAUACAUUGUCCCCAAAGUUCAGUAUCGGCUGGCGUGCCGCAAGUGUCAAACUGUUUUCAGCAAAGAGGAAGCAGCUAUCAGCCACCUGAAGUCGAUCUGCUUUUUUGGUCAGUCUGUGGCAAACCUGCAAGAGAUGUUGCUUCGAGUCCCUAGCAGUGGCAGUACAGCUGAAGGUAGCCUCUAUGACUGCCUGGCAUGUAAUGUCACUCUGGAUGGGGACAAAGCACUUAGUCAACACCUGGAUUCAUCCUUGCACAAACACAGAACAAUCACACGAUCAGCCGGAAAUGCCAAAGAGCACGCUACUAGUUUAUUACCUCACUCUUCAGCCUGCUUCCCCAAUCCUAACACCGCAUCUACCUCGCAGUCUGUCACCCACCCAAACAACACCGCAACAUCUCCCGCGCCAACAAUGUCAAACACCACGCCAUCUUCAUCUGUGUCUGCAUCCUCAUGCUCCUCUGCCACAGCUGCCACAAUUAACACCACAGCUGCCAGCAAACCCUGGCCCCAGGCCCCGUUCUCAAAAGCUUUAGCUGGAAAGCCCAAUACCACCCCUUCAACAUCGUCCUCGUUUCCUCCAGUAUCCUCACCUUCAACGGUUACCUCAAGUUCAUUGAGCACCUCAGGGGUUCAGACCUCGAUACCAACAGACGUCUUUACCGAUGACUCUGACUCUGACAGCAGUCAGAAAUCAGCAGACAGGCUGGGCAGGUUGGCAGAGGAGCCACAGCAGCCCAGCUGUCUCAAAGACAGUGAUAGUUGUAGUAGUAAUAUGGCUAGUGUAGGAACAGACUCCAUCAGACUGUAAAAGAGCUUUCAACGAUGGACAAUAUUUUAAAAAACAAAAAACAAAAAAAGAAAUAAAACACAAAAGCUAAAAAAAAAAAAAAAAGGCGAUGUUUAAAAUAUGUUUAAAAGUAUACAAACCAAUUUCAGAAAAAAAGAUGUGUAAAGACUAACUGCAAUUCCAAAGCUUGUAACCAAAAAUUUAAAUGUUAGUGGAUUGUUUUCCCAUAUGAACAUGCUGGUUUUAAUUUGUUUCAACUUAAGUAUAUAGCUAUAUGUAUACACCUAUAUUUAAUUAAUAAGUAAGAACACUGCAGUUAACACGUGGAUAAUGCUAAGGGAAUGCAUUGCAAAGGACUGCCUCAAAAAUCACAAAAAAAUCCGAUGGGCCCCAGAUUCUCUCUACACAAUGAACUAGAUAAAAAUGAACCCCGUUCUUUGCAUAGAUACGUCCACCUAAUAGCACAGUCACACAAAGCCAGUAUGUACUGUAUGGGAGAAUAGUCUUACCGUUUUCUUGCUAUCUAAGCAUUCAAAUACCAAUGUCUUGCUAAAGAAAAAAGAAUGAUGUAUUGUCUAUUUUAUUCUCAGGUCAACAGCUCACAACCUUUUUUAUGUUACAUUAUUUUAUUCAUUUAGUUCCUGACAAAUUAGAAAACAUUUCUGUUUUUGUAUUGCUUUUAAUAGAAUUUCUUUUGGAAGUUAUAUGAACUAAGACAGAGCUUUCUGGGAAUCCAAAUGGGUAGCUAAACUGCUAAAAUUCUGUUAAAUGGGAUAGAAAACUCUCCCACUUUACCCAAACAA